GUUCGUUCCCACCGAUGUGCAAUACAAAUAUAUUGAAGUUUAACGCCGUUUGGAUCAUUGACACUGCUUCCAAAACGAUUAAAUCUACGGUGAAAAGCCUUGUAUUUACAGACUGAUGUUAAUCACUCUGUAACAAUUGUUGUUGAUUGUUACCGUUUGCGUGUGUUUAACUCGCUUUCAGUUCCACUUGACUUGAACGCAGCAACGAGCCCUAACAGGAAGUGCCUGUCAUGCAGGACACAACGUGAAAGUCAACGGUAAUGCUCAAUGAAACAAAAUAAACUUUUAAUAAGAAGCAUUGUCGCACAAUUGGAAAAUCCUCCAACCUAUCAAUCUUAGCAGACUCGAUGUUUAACGCCGCUAUUAAAGCAGUAGAUGUUGUGUUGAAUGUGUCCUUAUCUCGGAGGACAGUUUUAUGUAGUAUUCGGCAUUACUGCAAGAAGUCAUCAAAGAAGCUCAGAGUAUCAGAGGCACUUGAAGGGUCAGAUGUGGGAUCCAACAUCACAGUAGAGGGUUGGGUUCGGUCCGUCAGGUCUCAAAAGGACAACUUGUUUGUGCAUGUGAACGAUGGAAGCUGUCUGCAGCCACUGCAGAUAGUCGCCAGCUCUGAGCUCAAUGAUGCCCUGCUUACGUUUGGGAGUGCUGUUGAAGUCACCGGUUGUCUGAAGCAAAGCCCAAGCAGGAAGCAGCCAGUGGAGUUGCUGGCCGACCGAAUCAAUGUAGUUGGAGGAUGUGACACUCUGGAAUUUCCGUUUAAAAUCAAAGAGAGACAUGGCCUUGACUAUGUCCGCCAAUAUCCUCAUAUGAGAUGCAGGACCAACGUCUUCAGCUCCAUGAUGAGAAUAAGAAGCGCAGCCUCGGCGGCCAUCCACUCCCACUUCACGGAAAGAGGCUUUAUCCAGAUUCACACUCCGGUGAUCACCUCCAAUGACUGUGAAGGAGCAGGAGAACUCUUCCAGGUGGAGCCCUCAGGCCAGACAACUGAACCAGACAAGAACUUCUUCUCAGUUCCUGCCUUCCUGACCGUAUCUGGUCAACUGCAUCUAGAGGUCAUGUCAGGGGCAUUCUCCCGUGUCUACACGUUCGGACCGACCUUCCGAGCCGAGAACUCCCAGAGCCGGCGCCACCUAGCUGAGUUCUACAUGGUGGAGGCCGAGCUGGCCUUCACACAGUCCCUGGAAGACCUCACCAAGGUGAUGGAGGACUUGUUCCGCAGUGUUACGGAGCAGGUCUUGGACCGGUGUUCUGAAGACGUGGAUCUGUUUCACCAGCGGGUCUCACCCGGGCACAGGGCCGUAGUGGAGGCCAUGCUGAAGGAGAGCUUCACUGUGAUCAGCUACACAGAAGCCAUUGACAUCCUCAACCGAUCCUCACACAAUUUCGUCUUUCCAACAACUUGGGGCUGUGACCUCCAGACGGAGCAUGAGAAGUUCCUGGUGAAGCACUGCGGAAACCUCCCCGUCUUCGUCACGGACUACCCCUACGACCUGAAGCCCUUCUACGCAAGGGACAACGUGGACCACCCGCUUCAUACGGCGGCUGCGGUCGACCUGCUGGUCCCAGGGGUCGGGGAGCUCUGCGGGGGGUCGCUGAGAGAGGACCGACUCGACCUGCUGACCGCACGCCUGGCCCAGGCUGGCAUGGAGGACACGUAUGACUGGUAUUUAGACCUCCGGCGCUUCGGUUCUGCCCCUCACGGGGGCUUCGGGAUGGGGUUCGAGAGAUACCUGCAGUGCAUCCUGGGAGUUGACAACAUUAAAGAUGUCAUUCCUUUCCCCAGAUUCUCCCGUUCUUGUCAACUGUAAAAAAACAACAACAUCCAAAUGUGGAAUGUCUUGCAGCUUUUCUCUUGCACCGAAUAAACAUUUAUAGGUGUUUAAAA
Gadus chalcogrammus (walleye pollock) is the source of this 1882-nucleotide messenger RNA. RefSeq names its product asparaginyl-tRNA synthetase 2, mitochondrial (gene nars2). Bases 348 to 1805 code for a protein of 485 amino acids. The transcript is spliced from 14 exons. Gene Ontology annotation, cellular component: mitochondrion. NCBI's taxonomy places the organism in Eukaryota, Metazoa, Chordata, Actinopteri, Gadiformes, Gadidae. Gene Ontology annotation, molecular function: asparagine-tRNA ligase activity; ATP binding; nucleic acid binding. The record is from RefSeq and is a predicted model, not a curated record. Gene Ontology annotation, biological process: asparaginyl-tRNA aminoacylation.